Molecule: messenger RNA, 246 nt
Organism: Parascedosporium putredinis
Lineage: Eukaryota; Fungi; Ascomycota; Sordariomycetes; Microascales; Microascaceae
Source: the annotation of a GenBank genome assembly
AUGGGGAGACUACGGGAUAGCCUCAAACUUAUCGAAGAAUUAAAGUACACAAUUCACCCCACCGCAGGCAAAGAGGUCUCCGCAUUUGUCCAGGACGCAAGCCGAUUCAUCCCAAGCUGCUACCAAACUGUAGCGAUGGCGCCUCUCCAGAUUUAUUCCUCCGCGCUUCUUUUGCGCCGCGGGAAGCAUCGUGCGACGGGAAUUCUCAGCUCACAUGGAUUGGAUAACGAGAAAGCCCCUAGUUGA